ACCACAAAGCCUGACACAAAUGGAGACUGUGGGCUAGAGGAACUGGCUGAAUCUCCUCCUGUCUGCACCCGCUAGGCUGAGCAUGCCCGUUCCUGAGAGAAAUACUUAAUGUUCCCUGGGGCAACGCCUCUCUCCUCCCUGGAAACCAGUUUUGAAGUUUACUCUUCCAUCUCCACAGUGUGGGAAGCACGCUUUCUGUUUUUCGAAGAUUCCAAGUUGAGAGAAACAGGCGGGAAAAUAAACGGUAGAGAGGCUCCAAGCCUGCGAGGCCUUCACGUGACCCGCGCGCUGCCUGCUGGGAGGUGUGCACUUGGCGCCUGCGCAGAGGGGCACGAAGGCUUCGCCGCCUCCCGCUGACCUGAGGAAGCCGAUCGUGGUCGAAUCUCCGAUUGCGAGGGGGACAAGAGGUUUGUGUCUCCAGAGUAUUAUGGCAAACCAUUUUGUAAAACCCGACUCUAGAAACUGCAAGAGGUCGAGAGAUUUGGAGCCUCAGAUGUCUGAUAGUCCACAGGUACCCUCUCUUGGAAAAUCAGAUUCAUCUAUCUCUGAGUGUUCUGGACUCUUUUAUAAAGAGGAAGCCCUGGAGAAGGAUUUGAGCGAUAUGAGCAAGGAAAUUAAUCUAAUGUUGUCUACAUAUGCAAAGAUUUUAAGUGAGAGAGCAGCAGUAGAUGCAUCUUACAUCGACGAGAUAGAUGGACUCUUCAAAGAAGCCAACACUAUUGAAAACUUUCUACUACAAAAAAGAGAGUUCCUAAAGCAGAGGUUUACGGCGAUCACCAACACCCUGCACAAGUAAAGUGCCUGUACCAGCUGAGGGUGCUCCUGUUACUGCUGUGUUCUACUGUUAAAGGAAACAUGUAAUAAGCUGUAACUUCUUCUAAAUUUAAAAGAGGCUUUAAGAUGGACAUUAAUAGGAAGUGUGUAAUAAUUACUUUGAGGAUCAAAUAUUUGGCACAAUAUAUAAAAUGUAAAUUAAAAUUAUAUACAUGCUCUUUUCUUUAUCCUUUACUGCUAAAUAGCUUAGCCCUUCUUAAGCUGUGAAAGAGGACUCUGUUAAUUAGAUUAUGCCUAAUAAUAUUUGUUUAAAUAGAAGAUAAUUUUGGAGAUAGUUUGAAAAUGUUUUUCUUGGUCAGUAUUAUAAAAGAACAUCAAAAACAUUAAAAGUAAUUUGUCCAGUUUGCCAACAUAUAAUAAAGAUAUAACAAUGUGCUACUGCCAUUUAAUAUUCCCAUUUGGUUAUUUUUACUUUUAACCAUUAUAUUUGACUAAUAAAAAUUUGGCUUAAAAUAUUUCUUGUGAUAAAAAUAAAAACUGGAAGUUACUGUAACCUGGCUAUUUCUCUAUUUUUUAAGUGUCAUGCUAUAUGGAGUCCAGGUGAAUUCAUGGCAUAGCUGCCUCAGCCUCCCUAGUGUCAACACUAAGGUUAUGUACCACUAAGUCUGGCUGUUUGAGUGGCUUUUUACCCAUUGACCACAUUGAUUUGUAAAGUUAAUGAACUAUAUUUAGAUGCUUUAGCUAUAGGGUGGAUGAGAUGGUAAUUAGUAAUAUGGAGCUCAUGAAGUCAGCUUAAAUGAACAUGGCUUUGGCAGGCCACUUCAAUCCUAUGAUAACGUGAAGUUGAGUUUGGUCUAGAUAAGUGGUUCUUAACCUUCCUGAUGCAGCAGCCUUUAGUACAGUUCCUUCUGUUGUGGUGACCCAACAUAAAAUUAUUUUUUGUUGCCACGUUAUAGCUGUAACUUUGCUACUGUUAUGAACUGCAAUGUAAAUAUCUGUGUUUUCUAAUGGUUUUAGAGUCUUCUGUGAAAGGAUCAUUCUGCCCCCAAAGGGAUCCUGAUCCCCCGGCUCUAGAGGAUCUCAUAUCAUACUGAAAAAUUCCUCCUUUGACACAAAUAAAGUACAACUAUGAUUUUAAUUCAAAAUGAUCUAUGUAAUAUAUAA
This is a messenger RNA of Acomys russatus (golden spiny mouse), 1938 nucleotides long. It is a transcript of the gene Tex12, whose product is annotated as testis expressed 12. Lineage: Eukaryota; Metazoa; Chordata; Mammalia; Rodentia; Muridae. Gene Ontology annotation, biological process: synaptonemal complex assembly. The record is from RefSeq and is a predicted model, not a curated record. Gene Ontology annotation, cellular component: central element. The coding region runs from base 428 to 796 and encodes 122 amino acids. The transcript has 5 exons.